UGGAAGCUUCCUGCAUCGACAGCUGCUCAAAGUUAAAUUUUAACUUUUCUGCUUAUUUCUUCCUGUAAUUGGCGGCUACUGUUUGGGCUCAUUGACAGUUUUUUGUGCCACCUUUACCAAGCAACAGCUCCUGACCGGCUGCAUGGUUGCGGACCCUUUGCCAGCUGUAUCAGCACUUCCUUUCCUGCUGGGCUGCAGAGCUUGCACUCCAUGGACAAGUAGCUUGUCUGGACUGUCCGCCUUCACUUCUUUGUAAAUGCUGGAUUCCUGAGUAUGUGCAUGGAGCAUGGGUAUAGCAACCUACAAUGACAGCAGAAGAUCCUUUACUGUGAUCCUUACCGGAGAUUGCUCGCUCUUCGUGGAUCUGGCCUGAGAAGUUUGCAGCUGAAUAUGUCUGCCUUAAGCACAGUUCAGAUUAAAGAAGCUAAUGCCCACUUGGCAGCAUUACACCACCGAGUGGCAGAGCUGGAGGGCACAAUAAGAGAGCAAGCCGAGAGUCUUAUUCGGAAGGAUGAGCAGUACCAGGCUUCCAUAAGGGACAUGGUUGAGGCCAAAGACAGAGCAAUUGCUGAACUUCAGAAACGGUUAGCACAAUCUGAAGAGGAAAUGCAAAAGUUGAUGUCCUCCAUCAAAGAUAAGGACCGGGAGCUGGAGCGCCUUCGACACCACAGCCGACUUAUGGCCCGGAUGUGUCACAGCCGACCGCUGUUGAAUGCUUUAGUUUCUCUCAUGGCUGAAGCAGAAGGAAUUCCUUGUUUACCUCAUGUGGAGCAAUGCAACGGACUCCCGAGCGUUCCAGACUACGCUCAAAGCGAGGAAGACCUCGAAGACUCUGAUGUAGACAGAACACUUUUUGGAACCACUGUAUAAGGAGAAAUAUGUUACUUAUAUGUGCAGGUUCUUUUUUUAAGGUUAAGGUAUUUUUCUAUACUUUUCUAUGUUACAAAUUUACAUACAUCUUAUUUACAGGUUUCAAAAAAGGGUUUUUGAUUAACAAAAUUCUGGCGUUUCUGAUGCCCCAGCACAGUAUUUUAUGAAUCCGUUUUAUGCUGUCUUGAGAUUUUUAGAUGAUUUAUAAGAUGCUUUGUAGCUCAUGCACAUCAUUACAAUUCCCCAUGUUCCAUAUUACCUGUUGGCAUUUUACACACCAGAUUUACGCUACAGUGUGCUGGAGUAAAAUCCACCAAAUUUAUUUGGAGGUGUAUGCCUCUUAAUAAAAUUUGGCGUAUCUAAAUUUGAAUGCUACUGCUCCUAAAUCUAGGCACACGUGUCGUUUCUACACCGCCUUUGCCACUGGAGAGUGGCAGGGGCAGGUUGAGGGCAUGGCAGGGGCUGUGCCAUGGACACCUGAACAUUUAUUCUAAUUUUCACCAGUUUCCUGCCAUAAAUAAAGAUUGAAAUUUCAAUCUAGGCGCACGGAGUGCUGGAGGAUGCCCCUAAUUUAUAACGAGGCCUACACCACACACAUCCUCUGGAGGUGAAGGGGAUAUGAAAGGCUGGCGUAAAACUCUGGUCUUUGAUAAAUGACCUCCAAUGUGUAUUUACAGAGGAGUCCAAGGCAGAAAUCCGAAACUGACCCUUUUGUAGCUUGUCCUGCUGCAGAUCCGUCCUGUUUAGUCAGGCCUAAUCUGUGUGAGGACAGCCUCCAUAGUUUCUGCGCUUAAACUAUGCCAAGAAGGGACAUUUAUUUAGCAAUGAUGCAGUUUUAUAUACGACAACAGAUGGCGGAUUGUGCUCGGACUUUGCACAGAUUUCAGCGUAGAAUAUGCACCAAAAACACACAGUGCGAUUAUACACUUAGGGCUUAUUCAGAUGGCCGUAUGAAUGAGUCUGCAUCCGUUCCGCAAUUUUAUAGAAUGGAUGCGGACCCAUUCAUUUCAAUGGGGCCUCAAAAGAUGCGGACAGCACAUCCGUGGUUCCGUUCCAUGGCACGCGGAGAAGAAUAGGCAUUUUCUAUUAAGGUUGCGGCCACGUGCGGUCCACAAAUUUUGGAACGCACACAGACGGUAUCCGUGUUUGCAAUUUGCAGAUCCGCAAAGCACUAAAUGGACCCUUACUGAGAGUCAGGGAAAAAUGUACCGCCACUCAUGUAGACUAAAUAACACUAAGGGAAGUAUGAUUGGGUUGAUAUCACAGGAAAUAGCAGAAAGGGAAAUUCCAAUUUCUAUUACUUUUCACCAUUCCGUUUUGUUUUCUCAUACUAGUAUAUUGAAUUUAUGUUACAUUCAUGAUUUUUUUUUUUUUGCAAGUUUACAAUAUAAACCAAUGCACCUCAAAGCAUUCCUGAAGCAUGAUGGAAGAAUUUAUUGUGGUUCAUAUGCUGUGUGAGAGCAGGAUUGCCAAUGGACUGCAUGUUAAAUGUGAAAACAUAGAAGAUCAGCCGUCAUAUGUGACAGUGUUACUGCCGACCAGAUAGCGAGUCAGCUGGCUAAGUAAAAACCAAAGAGUCAUAAUGACAGCCAUGAGGACACACUUUAACCUGUGAGCGAUGGGAAGCUGGCAUGGUAACAUAUGACCAUGGAUACAUCUCUUCUACCCGUAUGCCCGUUUGUACUAAUAGUUUACUAUUACAUUUACUGUUGGUUGACUGCAGUUUUGAAUACUUCAUCUGGAUGGGUUUGGUGGUGGUUUUGGGUAUUGUGAUUUUACAGUCACGGUACCAAUAAGUUUUAUAGUAAUUCUGUAGAUGCAUGCCUAUAUACAAACUAAAGAGAAAAGAUACUCAUACCUGUAUAUGUACAUAUUCUUGUCUAUAGGGUGCAAUAUGUUUUUUGUUUUGCUUAGUUUUUUGCUGAUGUAGUAAAAAUUUGUGGAUUGCCAUGUGGUUAACGGCCCAUUCAGACGGCCGCAGUGGUUUGCGGAUCCACAAAACACGGAUACCGGCCAUGUGCGUUCCGCAAUUUGCGGACUGCACAUGGCCGCAAUCAUAAAAGAAACUGUCUAUUCUUGUCGGCGAUUACGGAUAAGAAUAGGACAUGUUCCAUCUUUUCUGCGGAGCCGCGGUACGGAAUAACUGAUGCGGACAGCACACGGUGUGCUGCCCGCAUCUUUUGAGGGCCCAUAGAAAUGAAUGGAUCCGCAGACCUUCUGCAAAAUUGCGGAAUGGGUGAUAAUCUGUUCAUACGGCCGUGUGAAUGAGCCCUAAGGAGGUUUUCCGACAUUAAACUAAAGGGCAGAAAUGGCAUAAAGUAACAAAAAAAUAUAUAUACUCACCUGAUUAAUCCCCCACCGCUCCAGCACCAGUUAUUCUGCCAAGGCGACAGGUGAGAAGAUUACAUUUGUUGUUUUAUGCCAUUUCCAUCCUGUAGCCAAUUAUGUGGAUAAGUGCAAGAUAAUGCACCUGGGGCGUAAAAACCCAAGGGCAGAAUAUAGAAUAUUUGACACAGUCCUGACCUCAGUAUCUGAGGAAAGGGAUUUAGGAGUAAUUAUUUCAG
Bufo gargarizans (Asiatic toad) is the source of this 3434-nucleotide messenger RNA. It is a transcript of the gene VMAC, whose product is annotated as vimentin type intermediate filament associated coiled-coil protein. The record is from RefSeq and is a predicted model, not a curated record. The coding region runs from base 391 to 870 and encodes 159 amino acids. The transcript is spliced from 2 exons. NCBI's taxonomy places the organism in Eukaryota, Metazoa, Chordata, Amphibia, Anura, Bufonidae.